UGCAUUUUUAAGACCUAAACUGGGGAAACAAUAUGAAGCUUCCUGUGUGUCUUUUGAAAGAGUUUUAGUAGAGAACAAGCUGCAUGGCCUUUCUCCAGCUCUUUCUGAAGCCAUCCAGAGCAUUUCUCGCUGGGAACUUGUCCAAGCUGCGCUCCCGCAUGUGCUGCACUGUACUGCAACAUUGCUCUCCAACCGAAAUAAGCUAGGACAUCAGGAUAAGCUUGGAGUAGCUGAAACAAAGCUUCUUCACACUCUUCACUGGAUGCUUCUGGAGGCCCCUCAGGACUGCAGCAAUGACCGAUUUGGAGGAGACAGAGGCUCUAGUUGGGGAGGGAGCAGUAGCGCCUUUAUCCACCAGGCUGAAAACCAGGGAUCACCAGGACAUCCCCGGCCCAGCACCACGAAUGAUGAGGAGGAGACUAACAGAAGGAAGUUCUUCCAAAACUCCAUGGCCACAGUGGAGCUUUUUGUGUUCCUUUUUGCUCCCCUUGUCCACAGGAUUAAAGAGUCUGACCUGACAUUUCGGUUGGCCAGUGGCCUUGUUAUUUGGCAGCCUAUGUGGGAACACAGACAGCCUGAAGUUUCUGCCUUCAACGCCCUUGUAAAACCAAUCAGGAACAUCGUUACAGCUAAGAGAAGUUCUCCUACCAACAAUCAGAGCAUGACUUGUGAAUCCCCCAAUCUGGACAGUGGACAUACUGAGGGACUACAGGUGGUCUGUGAGACAACCCAGCCAGAUUCUGUACCUCCAAAGGCCACUGUUUCAGCAUGUCACCGUGGAAAUUCCUUGGAUGGAAGCGUAUCCUCCCAAACCUCUCAGGAGAGAGGUACUGCACAUCCCAGGGUGUCCUUGGUGAUCCCACCAUGCCAGAAGUCUCGCUAUGCCACUUACUUUGAUGUGGCAGUGCUGCGCUGCCUGCUGCAGCCACAUUGGUCUGAGGAGGGCACGCAGUGGUCACUAAUGUACUACCUGCAGAGGCUGAGGCAUAUGCUACAGGAAAAGCCGGAGAAACCACCUGAGCCAGAGAUCACCCCGUUACCAAGACCUCGCAGCAGCUCCAUGGUGGCUGCUGCACCCUCUCUGGUGAAUACCCACAAAACUCAGGAUCUUACAAUGAAAUGUAAUGAGGAAGAAAAAUCACUAAGCACAGAGGCAUUUUCCAAGGUUUCACUGACCAACCUGCGUAGACCAGCAGUUCCAGAUCUCUCCACAGACCUGGGGAUGAACAUCUUCAAAAAGUUUAAGAGCCGCAAAGAGGACAGGGAGCGUGAGCGCAAAGGGUCAAUUCCUUUCCACCAUACUGGGAAGAAGCGGCAACGAAGGAUGGGGGUGCCCUUCCUCCUCCAUGAGGAUCAUUUGGAUGUCUCGCCCACUCGCAGCACUUUCUCCUUUGGCAGUUUCUCUGGAAUCGGAGAGGACCGGCGUGGCAUUGAGAGAGGAGGAUGGCAAACUGCCAUAUUAGGAAAGUUUACCAGACGGGGGAGCUCUGACACAGCAACGGAGAUGGAGAGCCUGAGCGCUAGGCAUUCGCACUCCCAUCACACGCUGGUCUCUGAUCUGCCGGACCACUCAAACAGCCAUGGAGAGAACACAGUCAAAGAAG
This is a messenger RNA of Pelecanus crispus (Dalmatian pelican), 1604 nucleotides long. The record is from RefSeq and is a predicted model, not a curated record. NCBI's taxonomy places the organism in Eukaryota, Metazoa, Chordata, Aves, Pelecaniformes, Pelecanidae.